AUGUUCGAGGACGACAUCUAUCGGACCUCAUCACAGUAUAAACUUUGGUCUUUCACAGAGGCCUCCUUACGGUCGCUAAGGGAGAACACAAAUGCUGUUGCUAGCCAACGAGUCCGAGCGGCUCUGCGGAGAGCACGGGAGGCGCGACAGUCAGCCAACCCGUCGGCUGCGGGGACUGCUACAGCAGGAACUACUGCAGAUGGCAAGGGAGCGGACGAAAAUGACAUUGACUGUUUGACACCAGAAGAAGAGACGGAAUUAGUGAGGUUUUAUUGUGAAAAGGCCGUAGAGCUGGCGGACACAUAUAAGCCACCGUUGCCGACAACAGUGCGGGCCACUGCGAUUCAGUACAUCCGUCGAUUCUACCUCAGCAACUCGCCAAUGACCUACUCGCCUAAAACAAUCAUGCCCUGCGCUCUCUUCCUUGCAACCAAGACCGACAAUUUCUACAUGUCCUUGCGCCAGUUCGCCGAAAAAGUCCCAGGAGACACAACGGCAGAAGACAUCAUUGCUCCCGAGUUCCUCAUCAUGCAAAGUCUCCGCUUCACCUUCGACGUCCGCCACCCCUUCCGCGGCCUUGAAGGCGGCGUCAUGGAACUCCAAGCCAUGGCCGAAGGCCUAGGCCAACCCGCACCUCACCUCCCUCACCAGACCUCAGAAGACCUACGCCGCGGACUCCUCGCCGUCCCACCCCCACCAAACGCUCCCCAGUCCUCCUCAAUCACAGACCGCAUCGCCCGCGCGCACACCACCACCCGCGAACUCCUCAAAACCGCCGCCCAAAUGACCGACGCCUACUUCCUAUACACACCCUCACAGAUCUGGCUAGCAGCGUUCAUGCUCGCCGAUCGCCCCCUGGCCGAAUACUACCUCGACACAAAACUUGGCGGGCCAACCGCUGAGAGUGCCAAUGCACAAGCAGGGAACCCACUCUACGAGCUCCGCGUGAAACUCCUCCGCACACUCAAUCAGUGCGCUGCCCUCCUGCAAUCAUACAAACCCCUCAACUCUGACCCCGAGCAAAUGAAGAACCUCAAACGCAUCGGGAAGAAGUUCUACUACUGCCAGAACCCGGAGAAGAUCUCCCUGGCUGGACAGAAGCGGAUUCCUGCUGCUGCUGCCGCCGCCGCCGCGUCGGCAGGCGAGGGCGCCACAUCGGAAAGUGAAGUCGAGCGGCAGGCGAAGAAGCGGAAGCUGGAACGGGAGCAAAGAGAUCGGGAGGCGAGAGAUAUCUUUGGCGGGGAGCUGGUGGCGCAACGGGUCAAGGAGGGCCAGGUUGGCCAGCAGCAACAUCCGUCGUAG
Messenger RNA from Aspergillus fumigatus Af293, 1302 nucleotides. Its product is annotated as TFIIH complex kinase subunit CCL1. Gene Ontology annotation, biological process: regulation of cyclin-dependent protein serine/threonine kinase activity; regulation of transcription by RNA polymerase II. NCBI's taxonomy places the organism in Eukaryota, Fungi, Ascomycota, Eurotiomycetes, Eurotiales, Aspergillaceae. Gene Ontology annotation, cellular component: nucleus; transcription factor TFIIK complex. Gene Ontology annotation, molecular function: cyclin-dependent protein serine/threonine kinase regulator activity. The record is from RefSeq and is a predicted model, not a curated record.